Paraphaeosphaeria sporulosa is the source of this 2583-nucleotide messenger RNA. Its product is annotated as cysteine proteinase. The record is from RefSeq and is a predicted model, not a curated record. Gene Ontology annotation, cellular component: cytoplasm. Lineage: Eukaryota; Fungi; Ascomycota; Dothideomycetes; Pleosporales; Didymosphaeriaceae. Gene Ontology annotation, biological process: proteolysis. Bases 1 to 2583 code for a protein of 860 amino acids. Gene Ontology annotation, molecular function: calcium-dependent cysteine-type endopeptidase activity. The transcript is spliced from 7 exons.
AUGAGCUCUGUUUCCGGCUAUGACAGCGCCAAAGGCCCGCAAGAGGAGUUGAACGACUUCUGGGAGAAUCUCAUCACCAAAAAGCCGUCCAAAAUCACCAAUAUCUUCCCGCCAAGCCUAUACGCAGAUCUUCUGCCACCGCCAAACAUGCCUGGUCCGGCAAGAGGGAAAAACGCUGCUGAAUCCUACGAGACAGCUGCGAGAGAUUGCUGUGCUCGUGUCCGACAGAUCAUUCGUGAAUGCCAUCGCACCAACGAGAAGUUUACCGAUCCAGAAUUUGAUAUCGAAUCUGAUAUGCGAGUGAGGAACUGCCUCGAGGGUCUGAUUUCAUGGUAUAAUGACCCAUUACCCCCAAAGUCGCGCGUAAGCCCUCGCCGCUUGUGCGAGGCUCUGGAUACCUUGGCCGAGAGCAACCUCCUGGCUUCGCAAACUAUUCUGGCCAACCUUUCCACGGCUGCAAAUAUACUGGAUGACGACGAUUCGUCUGACCGCGGUGGGCCUGGGUCGGUCCAUCGAAUCGACUGGAUUUUCGAUAAGCCUUCGUUCACGGUCGACAGCUACUCGAGUUCUGACGUGAAACAAGGCGCCAAUGGCGACUGCUGGUUCUUGUCUGCGGUUGCCACCAUCUGUAGCAACCCCAAUCUCAUGGACAAGAUCUGUGUCGCGAGGGAUGAUGAUUGUCAGGAAUGCGGCGUGUACGGCUUUGUAUUUUACCGUGACGGAGAAUGGAUUUGGACGGUUGUUGAUGAUAAUCUGUACGUCCGGGACCAGGACUUCGACGCUUACGGCGAUAAUUAUGAUCCAACAGGUGUGAAAGAGAGGAAGUACAAGAAGAACAACCAGACUGGUUCCGAUGCCCUGUAUUUUGCGUCUUGCGCGGACCAGAACGAAACAUGGCUUCCCUUGCUGGAGAAGGCGUACGCCAAAGCACACGGGGACUACAACGCGAUCAGUGGAGGCCACAGCGGUGAAGCGGUAGAGGACCUUACCGGAGGUGUAACCACAAAGAUCAAAACCAACCGAAUAUUGAGUAAAGAGCGGUUAUGGAAUGAGCUCAAGCAGGUCAACAAAGAAUUCUUGUUUUCCGCAUCCUCGCCAGGUUCAUACGGAGACGACUCGGAUGCAAGGCGAGGCCUCGCUUUGAGUCAUGCAUAUUCGAUCAUCAAAGCUGUCGACCCGAAAGACGAGCAAGGGAAUGAACACAGACUCGUUCUUAUCAGAAACCCAUGGGGUGAACGGGAGAACGCAGGCAUGGGAGAGUGGAACGGUGCAUGGUCCGACGGGUCGAAAGAAUGGACCCCUUACUGGUUAAAAGAGCUCGAUCACCGCUUCGGCAACGAUGGCCUCUUCUGGAUGUCAUAUGACGACCUCUGCGAGCGCUUCCACCUCAUCGACCGUACACGUCUCUUCGAUAACGAGUGGACCGUCGUGCAGAGCUGGUCCAGCGUAAGCGUCGCCUGGGUAACAGGCUACCUCAACACCAAAUUCGUCGUCGAGAUCAAAAAGGCCGGGCCUACGGUCUUCGUCCUCUGCCAGCUUGAUGAUCGGUACUUUCGUGGUCUCGAGGGCAAAUACAGCUUUGAUCUGCACUUUGUGCUGCAGGAGGAGAAUGCGCCGUCUGGCGACCACAUUGUCCGCGCGAGAGGGGCGUGGUUCGGGAACCGGAGUGUCUCGGCGGAAGUCACGCUGCAGCCUGGGAGAUACGAAGUCGUUCCGAAGAUUGUGGCCGAUCGCAAUUCCGAUGCGCUGGAUGUGUUCGAGGUCGUGACUAAGGUGGCCGAUCGCAACCCCCAAAAACUCCGGCAGAUUGGAAUGAACUAUGACAUCGCGAAUGCGAAGGGCAUUGUGCAGCUUUCGGCUGAAGAAAAGAAGAAAAAAGAAGACGAGAAGAAUGCGGCUGUGGAGAAGAAAAGGAAGGAUAAAGAGGAAACGGACAAGGAAAAGGCUGAAUUCGAAACAUGGAAGAAAGAGAAAAGGGAGCGGGAAGAGAAAGAAGAAGCGGAGAGGGAGAAGGCUGGCUCUGCAGAUACAACCUUCAACACCCAGGCGGAUGAGUCGAAGCCUUCCUCGACCAUUGUAGACAGCGAUCCAAAGCCUUCUCCCAAACAGCUAAAGAACUACGUUGUCAAGGACAUAACCACGCCAGCCACACAGCAGUCUUUCAAAGAUGACGAUGCCGUCAAAGUCGAGCAACCUGCUAGCGGUGACCUUCCUUUACGACCCAAAGACGACCCUUCCACAUACCCCGCCCCCUCUCCAAUAUCCCACCGCCAACCCCCGUCCCAUCUCUCUCGUCCACCUCCUUCGGCCUACGGCGGUAGCAUCUUCUCCGGCCCACCCUCUCCCACAAUGGGUCCCCCACCACCCAUCUACUACGCCGCCAGCGACGCUGGGCCCGUUGCGCCCCCGGCCGCGCCGCCCGCAAAAGAGGGCGAGAAGAAAUGGAAUGCGAUUUGCGUUCUGGGACUGCGGGUGUACAGUCUGGAUCGCGAAGUUAGUAUUAAGCUUGUGGAGCCAAAGGAUGCGGAAGAAGGGGCGCUGUUGGAUGUUGAUGGGGUGGGGGCCGGGGCGACGAUAGCGUAG